Messenger RNA from Acyrthosiphon pisum (pea aphid), 1414 nucleotides. It is a transcript of the gene Det, whose product is annotated as deterin. Lineage: Eukaryota; Metazoa; Arthropoda; Insecta; Hemiptera; Aphididae. The record is from RefSeq and is marked validated.
AGUCGUCGGAAGUCGGUUAUAAUAUUUUAUCUUGGAGUAGACUUGAAAUUUGAAUAAUAAUAAUUAUUAGAUUUUUAAAUUAUAAAUUUUGGUUUUGCUGGCUACCGCUUCGAGGUAUUUGAAGUGUGGUCUAUGAAUAUUAUAUAUUAACUCAUCAUGGAAAAUAUAGACAACGUAAUAACAAAACAGGUCGAAUAUCAAUUUAAAUCUCUUGAAGCAGAACCCCUUCAACACAUCUGGCAGAUGAAAAGACUAAAAUCGCUACAAAAUUGGACCAUGGGCAAACCUAGUGCCAAGGAUAUGGCCGAAGCAGGAUUCUACUGCCCAAAUCCGGAUAUACCUGAUACAGUAAGAUGUUUUUCGUGUUUCAUCGAAUUAGAUGGUUGGGAGUCGACCGACAAGCCUUGGGAAGAACACAAGAAACGAGCCUUGUCAUUAAACCCGCCAUGUAGAUUUAUUGAAAUAGGUAAGAAGGAAUCAGAUUUUAUAGUAGACGAUUUCUUAGAAAUCCAAAAGAGUGUGAUAUUACGCAUUUUUAAUGAAAAAUGUGAAAAACUCACAAAAACAGCACUAUCUCUUCAUAAAAAGAAAAAAUCAGCGCUUAAAAAAGACCUCCAAAAAAAGGGAAUGUCAUGAAAAUAUAUAAUAUAUUAUAUAUAUGUUUAGACAUACAAUUCAAAAUGCUUGGCACAGUUAAAUUUAUUGUAAAUUAGUUAUUAUAUAUUUUAAACAAGUUACUGACUUGUCUAAUUAUUAUAAUAUUAUAUAUGUUUUACAAUGUACACUUGUAACUUGAUUUAAAUGGAAUUUUAUUACCAAUAAUUUUUCUAAAUUAACACUUGUAAAUUAGACAUAAAACAUUUUCAUUGUGAUUUAUUUAUUAGUAAUUACCUAAAAUGAAUGAACACUUGGAGUGGACAUGUUAACGUCUUUUCUUACAAUUAUAAGUCUUGUUAAGAUUGAUUAUAUGCCUUUGUCUAUUUUAUUGUUUAUUUUAUUAGAAUUAUUUACUUUGAUUAUUGUAUAACGUAUCAAUAUCUACUUAUAAUGGGACCAUAUUUUAACAAACAAUUAAAACAUUUUAAUUAUUGAUAUCAAUAGGUAAUAAUUUAAAUGUUUUGUGUGUACUGUAUUGUUUCUAUACCAAACAAUUUAAUUUUUCUUAUAAGCUGAUUAUGUAUGAUAUUUAUUUGAAUUUAAUUGAUGUUAAAAAAGUAUUAGGUAAUGACUCCAAAUAAAAAAGUCUCUAUAAAAUGUUUCUUGAUAGGUACAAUUUAUUAAGUGCAAAAUAAAUUGUGCAAAAGUAUUCAUUUUUAUAGGUGUAUCAAGUCUUAUGUAUUCAUGACAUUACUAUCAAUUGUAUAUAUUUUGUCGCCUACCUCUUAUUCUCAAUAAAAAAAAAAGUUUAUUGUAA